This is a messenger RNA of Penicillium bovifimosum, 540 nucleotides long. RefSeq lists its product as uncharacterized. Lineage: Eukaryota; Fungi; Ascomycota; Eurotiomycetes; Eurotiales; Aspergillaceae. The coding region runs from base 1 to 540 and encodes 179 amino acids. The record is from RefSeq and is a predicted model, not a curated record. The transcript is spliced from 2 exons.
AUGUCUGACGGAAACAACAACGCCUCGACUGGACAGUCGUACCUCGAUCAGGCCACCGGUCUCGCUCAGCGUGCCUUGGGCACCGUGACUGGCGACUCUUCCACUCAGCUGAAAGGCGAAGUCAAGCAAGACGAAGGCGAAGUUAAACAUGAAGCCUCCCACACAACCGCCAAGCUAGGCAACAUCACCGCCGACCCCAACACCGGCGCCGUCGCCAAAGACGAUCCCAAGCGCGACACCGGCUCCUGGGACCAGACCGUCGGCUCCGCCAAAGAGUCCCUGGGCAAUCUGAUUGGCAACGAGAGCCUGCGUCGCACUGGCGCCGAGCAGAACGCCGCUGGCAAGGAGCAGGAAGCCAAAGGACAGCUCAAGGACUGGGGCGAGGGCAUCCAGAACCGGGCUCAUGGUGCUCUUGGAUCGGUCGGUGCUGCUGUUACUGGUGAUCGUACCGAGGAGCAGAAGUACCGGGAUAUGCAUGACGAGGGCAAGGUCCGUCAGCGUGGUGCUGAGGCUGACAUGGAGAAGAAGGGUGGUGUCUAA